Anastrepha obliqua is the source of this 2719-nucleotide messenger RNA. RefSeq names its product DNA ligase 1 (gene DNAlig1). The record is from RefSeq and is a predicted model, not a curated record. Gene Ontology annotation, biological process: DNA recombination; lagging strand elongation; DNA repair. Lineage: Eukaryota; Metazoa; Arthropoda; Insecta; Diptera; Tephritidae. Bases 81 to 2450 code for a protein of 789 amino acids. The transcript is spliced from 8 exons. Gene Ontology annotation, molecular function: DNA binding; DNA ligase (ATP) activity; ATP binding. Gene Ontology annotation, cellular component: mitochondrion; nucleus.
CUUCAACAAUUUUGGUGUCAGACGUGCAACUAUUUUCGUCUUUGGUUAAAAAACAACACAUUUAAAAUAAAACAAUAAAAAUGGCACAGAGAUCUAUAACAUCAUUCUUUAAGCCAGCUGCGAGUGCAAACGCUGAAGAAGUUGCAAAAGCAAAACGGUGCAGGCAGGAAAGUCCUAAUUCUAGUAAGGAAAAUGGUGAACCGGAGCAGAAAGUCCUAAAAAAAUCAGAGAAGUCCCCCAAAACAGAAACAAAGAAAAGUAUACAGAUGAAGGGUAAAGAUAGUCGAUCAAAAAAUAAAUCGCCAAAGUCGACUAAAGAAUCUCCCAAAAGCAUUAUAAAGCCCAGUCCGAUAAAAAAUAAAACUACUGAUAUCAAAGAGGCAAUAAAAAACGAUGCUGUUAAAUUGGAUAUAAAACCCGUAAGCGCAGCCUCAGAUAAUGAACAAGGCUCCAACAAAAGUGAUGCAUUGAGUGUUAAAAAGCUUUCGGUGGAGUCAAAUCAAUGUGGUUCAGAGUAUAAUCCUGCAGCUACGAAAUAUCAUCCCAUCAAAAAUGCUUAUUGGAAUGGCGACAAAAACACACCAUAUUUAGCUCUAGCCAGAACUUUUGAAAUGAUCGAAGACACCAGUGGUCGUUACAAAAUGGUAGAGAUACUUGCAAAUUUCUUAUGUUCGGUGUUAUUGUUAAAUCCGGACGAUUUACUUUACUGCAUUUAUUUGAGUAUAAACCAAUUGGCGCCGGCAUAUGAAGGCGUUGAACUUGGAGUUGCAGAAACUACGUUGAUGAAAGUUAUUGCUGUAUCCACUGGACGUGAGCUGAAGUUUAUUAAGACUCAAACCCAAGAAACUGGAGAUUUGGGUAUUGUUGCUGAGCGUUCCAGAGCUUCACAGCGAAUGAUGUUUACACCAAAACCGCUCACGGUACAAACUGUAUAUCAUAAAUUCAGAACAAUUGCAAAAAGUUCCGGUAAAGCGAAAUCUCCCAUAAUACAUGAUCUCUUCGUGGCAUCACGAUAUUCAGAAGCGCGUUUUAUUAUUAGAUCCUUAAUUGGAAAAAUGCGCAUAGGAAUAGCUGAGAAAAGUUUAUUCCAGGCUUUAGCCACAGCUUUAGUCCAUAGUAGAGCCCAUGAUGGUAAAUCUGCGAAAAAGGCAAAACAGUCUGAAGCUAUUAUGAAGAAAGAUAUCGACGAUAUUACUUUUGUGCUGAAAACUGCUUAUUGUCAAUGCCCAAAUUUCGACAAAAUUAUCUCAACUCUCCUCACUCAUGGCAUUGACGAUUUGCUUACGUACUGCUCAAUGGAACCAGGUGUGCCAUUGAAGCCAAUGUUAGCGCAUCCAACAAGGGGUAUCUCUGAAGUGAUGGAUCGCUUGAAAGGCAAUAUUACAUGCGAAUGGAAGUAUGAUGGUGAACGUGCACAAAUUCACCGCGACAACGAUGGCAAUGUUAAUAUAUAUUCACGCAACCAAGAAAACAAUACAACGAAAUAUCCCGACGUAAUAGGGCGCAUCGAUCAAUUCAAAAAGGAUAGUGUUAAAUCGUAUAUAGUUGAUAGCGAGAUUGUUGCUUGGGAUAUUGAACAUAAACAAAUUCUACCCUUCCAAGUGCUGAGCACAAGAAAAAGAAAGAAUGUAGAUUUAGAAGAGAUUAAAGUACAAGUCUGUGUUUAUGCAUUCGAUUUGUUGUAUUUGAAUGGCGAGGCAUUAACUUCUAAAGACUUUUGUGAAAGACGGCAAUUGCUGAGAGACAACUUUAACGAAGUCGAAGGAGAAUUUCAAUUUCCCACUUCGUGUGACACUAAUGAUCCUGACGAUAUACAAGGCUUUCUGGAAAACUCUAUUAAAGGAAAUUGUGAGGGUCUGAUGAUUAAGUCACUGGAUGACGACGCUUCUUAUGAAAUUGCGAAACGCUCACACAAGUGGUUGAAAUUGAAAAAGGAUUAUUUGACAGGCGUAGGAGACUCGCUAGAUCUUGUCGUAAUCGGUGGUUAUAUAGGUAAGGGCAAGCGAACUGGUGUAUAUGGCGGCUUUUUGCUGGCUUGUUACGAUGAUGAAAAUGAGGAAUAUCAAAGUAUUUGCAAGAUAGGCACAGGAUUGAGCGAUGAAGAUUUAAAUGCGCAUGCCAAAUUUUUCAAAGAACAAACAAUAUCUGCACCAAAAUCGUAUUAUCGAUUUGAUCCAACUCUGGCGCCAGAUAUUUGGUUCGAGGCGGUACAAGUGUGGGAGGUAAAAUGUGCUGAUCUUUCGCUGAGUCCUGUUCAUAAGGCUGGAAUUGGAAUUAUUGAUCCAGAGAAGGGCAUAUCAUUGCGAUUUCCACGUUUUAUACGCAUACGAGACGAUAAGUCCGCGGAGGAUGCAACGUGUGCACAACAAGUUGCCUACAUGUAUCGCAAUCAAGAUCAAGUCAAAAAUCAAAAAUCGAACCCAGCUGAGUUUGAUGAUGAUUUCUAUUAAUCUUAUAUAAAUUCCAAUUAUCUGUUAUUAAGAAAGUUGUUUUUUAUUUGCACGAUUUGAUGUUUUGUAUCGUGUAAAUAAAAACUUAUUGAUGAUUUAACAAGUAUGACAGUAAAAUUUAGUAUGGUUAGUAAAAUUCAGACGUACAUAUGUAUUUUGAAGCUCAUUUAGAUUACAAAUAGAUGUAUUGCUAUCUAUAUAAAAAUAUUGGAGUUCUGAUAAAGCUACCAGUAAGUAUAAUCACGUGCUAGGAAUAAUCAAAAUGGAAA